AUGGGCAAAAAUGUAUAUACCGAUUUCCUAUCGGCCGGUGUCAAUGAUAGUGACUUUGAAAAGUCAACCUUCAAUUUGGUCGAUGUGCCAACUUUCAGAAACUUCAAGUUCUGGACCCUCUUCUGGUAUCUUUUCACAUGGAUAAUGGUUAUCUUGUCCAUUGGACUGUUGUGCAUUGAUACGUAUACUUGUGUCAACUUAUUGGCGUUCAACAAAUGGUCGAAUCAAGACAUCAAACCUUACCGAUUUGAUAUUGCCAAAUGGGUGUUUUCAGGGUGUAUUCUAUUCCAGUUUUGUCUCGUAGGGUACCAUUGGAUUAUUGCCUACAGAGUACUUCAAAAGAAGAAGAUUGCCCAAACUUAUUUAAACAGCUAUGCAAAGAAGUGGUACACUUUAAAGUCCUAUAAUUAUCAUUGCUUGUUCUACGCCUUGGAACCUACAAAUUUCUUUGAUUGGUGUACAUUUUUGGUGUAUGAAGAAUUGGAUGUUGCUAUUCAAGUGCUUGUUAUAGAUACUCCUCGUCAAGUGAUUAACGUCUUAACUAUCCUUUAUUACGCAACAGAUGGUGACACAUCGAAUGAUGUGAUUGCCAAUAUUAAAAAGAUUGCCACCACCAAUUUGAAGCUUGCUAUUAUUUUAUCACUUAUGGUUGUUUCAUUGGCCAUUUACUCCAUUUUCUUGUUCAGAUUCAUCUUGGCGAUCUUGUUAUAUUUACCCAUCAAGAUCAAGACUUAUCGUAAGGGGUUUAAAAGAAUUAAAAAGUAUUGUGUGUUUGUCAUCAACUCCAACACUAGAAGAUUGGUUAAAAAGUACCAUAAACCUCGUCAGGAAUUAUUGGAGACUGGCUUGAUGUCGUUGGAAGAGAUGAAGAUGAAUCCUUUGUUGAACAGUUCCACCACGUUCUUUGAAGACUUUGAAUACGUUCAAGAUCACAACAAUGCAUUCAAUAUGGAGUCUAUGGAUUCUCGUCAACAACAACCAUUCAACGAGAAUGAUCCAUUCAAAGACCCAGAACCACACUCUUAUAACAGAAUUAGACCACCCUAUGGAAACAACAGCAGAGUCAGUGAUACGAGCUUGACACAUGUGAAACCUUUCAAGGAAACGAAAGCAUACGGCUUCAAUUCCGACACAAGCUACACUGGUGGUGAUGGUUUUGAUACACCAAAGUUGAAUAUUCUGAAGUUAGAUCAAUAUGGUAAUUCAAAGGAACUUCUUAUCAGCGGAGAAGAUAAUCAGAGACAAUUUGCACCACCUAAUGGUCUUAAGAAUCCUUUUGGUGAUGAUGAUUCUCACAGCACAAUUCCAAGCAGUCUUUCUACAAAUUGGAAUAAAGAUGAUGUUGAGUCGGUUCUUGAUACUUAUACUUAUUCAGAAACACCUCAAUAUUCACAGCUAACUAUGAAUGCGUCAACAAGUUAUGUAGGUGGUGGAAAUAGUGUUCCAUAUGGUCCUCCCCCUCAUUUCCAACAUCCAGCUCGAAGUAUCAGUGGGACUGGGUCACUGGUCUAUGAUAGUACUAUAGUCACACCACCACCAAGCUAUCAUGGUGGGUUUAGUCGACUUGAUUCGAUCGACAAUUCUUCGUCUACAGAAUAUUUCCAUCCACCUAACCACCCCACUCAACACAAUAUCUACUCCAAUUCAAAUAGUUCGCAUGAUUCACAACUGACAAUCACUUGGAAUGACCAAAGCAACGCAAGAGCAAACCCACCAGAUACUCGUCCUUUAGUAUCAAGCGAGAACGAAUAUCAAGCUGAGCCAGGGCAUAGACAAAGAAACGAGAGCUUAAACCUUCCGUAUCCCACACGGGGUCCUUCUAUGUACGAGGAUCGUGAUGAAUAA
Molecule: messenger RNA, 1845 nt
Organism: Lizanozyma spartinae
Lineage: Eukaryota; Fungi; Ascomycota; Pichiomycetes; Serinales; Debaryomycetaceae
Gene: KCH1
Product: Kch1p
Exons: 1
Coding region: 1-1845 (614 amino acids)
Biological process (GO): potassium ion transmembrane transport
Cellular component (GO): plasma membrane
Molecular function (GO): potassium ion transmembrane transporter activity
Source: RefSeq, a predicted model, not a curated record